This is a messenger RNA of Saccharomyces cerevisiae S288C, 2631 nucleotides long. It is a transcript of the gene JIP4, whose product is annotated as Jip4p. The transcript has a single exon. NCBI's taxonomy places the organism in Eukaryota, Fungi, Ascomycota, Saccharomycetes, Saccharomycetales, Saccharomycetaceae. The coding region runs from base 1 to 2631 and encodes 876 amino acids. The record is from RefSeq and is marked reviewed.
AUGGUGGUACGAGAUCAAGAUGAGGCGUUGAGAAAUUCUUAUAAAUAUGUUAAGCUGUAUGUCAGGCAGGACCAGCUGGAGGAUACGGUGGACAUACUCGCUAAGCAGGACGAGGACAAGUCCAACAAUGAUGACAGGCGCAGUCUAGCCUCGAUAUUGGACUCGAGCAGUUCCGUCAAAAAGAAGGGGAAAGGCAGCAACGAAAAGUACCUACCAUGCGUAUCUUUCAACACAGUUCCCAGAUCAAGGGUAUCUUCGCCCUUAGAUGAAGAGAAAAGAGAAUUUCCUGGCGUGCAGAUCUCUGCAGAUUAUACAAUGGAGGAAUAUUAUGACGACGAAAGUGGCUUUACCUCGGACAACAAUGCCGACUACUUCUCCGGGAAUAGCUAUUCGAGUAGGCGAGAGGGCAGUGCUAGUCCCGGCAGGUAUUCUUCUCCACCUCCUGCCUCUAAAAGAAACAUCAAAAUAGGUAAGAUGUUUAAGAUUUCUGAAAAUGGUAAAAUUGUAAGGGAAGACUAUCCUACUACACCCACCGAUAUCAAUGACGCUCUUGUGAUUAGUAGGGCGUAUGCCAAUUGGAGACAACUAUGGAUCAAGAAGAAAAAUCAGAUAGAUCAUCGAUUAGAACAAAAGCGCGAUUUCUUCAAUUACCCAACAAUACUGUUUCCUCCAAACAAAAAAAAGUCGUCUGAGGGCGCUACUCCCACAAUAAAAUUCAAUCCUCCCAUAGAAGACGGCUUUACGCCUUUGACUAAGUCUCAAAAGCGGAAAGAGCGUGUUUUGAGCGAAAAGGUUGGGUUCCCGAACACUCCUCGAACGAUAUUGUGCCACAUCAGCGGCAGGAAACAUACUUGGGUAGCACUAGAUUGGGCGCUACGAACUUUGAUUCAAAAUACAGACCACAUUGUUGUGUUGGCAAACCUGCCCCGCCUGACUAAGAAUAAUUUCGAAGACAAUGAUUCGAUGAGUGAGCGAAAAAGAAUGCUAAUGAUGAUGGAUGAUAGCAGGAGUGUUAGCUCAGCAAGAAGAUCACGAUCCAGAUCGAGAUCACGAUCCAUAUGUACAAGAAGGGCACUUUCUCUGGGGCCUGAGGAAUCUGACAACAAAUUAAAGCACCAAAAUUUUAUCGAGUGGACAUCUGGUUAUACGCAGAACGAAAUAGAACGUAAAUUGCAAGAUCUUUUUGAUUAUGUUACACUCAUAAUUCCGCAAGAUCGUUCUGUCAAGGUCACUGUCGAGAUCCUAAUUGGCAAGACUAAAAAAACGCUUCUUGAGGCAAUAAACAUCUAUUUACCUGAUUUCUUUGUAUCUAGCACUUUGAGGUGGGAGAGAACAGACAGCUUAGUUCGUUGGAAAUCGAACUUUCUGACAGAUAAACUGUGUACUAAUUUUCCGAUUCCAACGUUUAUUGUACCGGCAAAGAGAAUGUUCGAUUUGGAAAUAGAUUUGCAAAAAGAGUUUAAAGAACCGGAGGUAACGAAACAAAAAAAUACUAGCGGUCCAAAGCCUGGGUUCAGCCAUUCUAAAUCAGCAGAUGCUAGCAUUCCAACUAUCUCAAAUAUCAAACGGAAGCAAGAUAACGAUUAUUCUAUAGAUUCACUAUGUUAUGCCCCAGAAGCUAAUGGUGCUAACAAUAGUAGCCGAGAGGAAGCAUCUGAUGAUGAGCUUAACGCUUUUAAGGAUGAUGAGAAUGAUGUGAUGUCCGUGAAAUCCUUAACCUCUAACAUUUCGGUAAAGGAAAAGUUAUGUACCAUGGCAAGGAAACGUAGAAAGAGUAUGGCUCAGCAGUUAAAUGACGCCGAUCAUGAUUCAUCAAUACCACCGGGACAGAGGCAUUUGAAAAAACUGAAUAUUAUUUUGGAAUCUUCAUUAAAGUUUUCAUUAGAAAUCGAUAGCAUCACUGAUAGUAUUGAAAAUGGGGAUGUAGACGAAAAGAGAGCACACUCUAUGGAGUCGGGCUUUGAAGAACUGAAAAGAGUCAUCACAGGUGGUGCUCCUCCAAGGCAUGUGGCUACCCCGCAGAGGUCCAUGCUUGAUGUUUUGGACAAUCCAAGUUCAUCUAGAUCCAAAUCCAAGUCAAGAUCAAGCUCUAAGUCAAGGAUAAGAGACAAAUCAAAACCAAGCUCUCCUACUGCUACCGAUAUAAACUCAAGUGCGAGUGCGUCGAGAUCACGUUCUCCGCAAAUCAAGUUCGCGUCGAGUGUCAAGAAUGUAGAUGGUAAUGCUGCACUGGGUGCUAUUAAAUCUAGGCACUCGCUAGACAGCCCAGGGGACCAGCAACAACAACAUCAUCAUCACCAUCAUCGUGACACAGAUCAGUUGUCCGUUCCAGGCCUUCCCCAUUUGGCACCUUCAAAGUCAUAUAGUGUGAGUUCUGGUAAUAAGGAUUCAUCUUUGAGGAAAGUCAGUAGCUCAUCUUCGCUCAGAAAAGUAAAAUCUAAUGAUUCGAACUCUGGUAAACGUAUUAAAAAACCGGUCGUAACUUCAGCACACUUGAAACCAAGCUCAGGCGGUGGUGGUUUAUUCUCUUUUUUUAAGAGUAAAUCGAGAUCCCCGUCAUCUUUCAGAAAGGAAGAUGAGAGUAAAAAUACGCCUAAGCGUGGCGGAUUGUUUGGGUUCGGAAGGCUGUAG